This is a messenger RNA of Protopolystoma xenopodis, 1566 nucleotides long. The record is from the annotation of a GenBank genome assembly. NCBI's taxonomy places the organism in Eukaryota, Metazoa, Platyhelminthes, Monogenea, Polystomatidea, Polystomatidae.
AUGUCGGAAAUUUUUUCGGCUACUGCUUCUCCGGCUUGGCUUCUGACAAACUCUCCCAGCGGCGCCCAAACAUCCUUAUCAACAGUGACUGGCUCUUUGACAUUGCCUGCCGGCGCUGCGGCCACAUCUUUGAUGCUACAACCUGGUCUCUCAGCUAGCCUUACUGGUGCAUUAACAGCUCAUGGAUCACCGAGCCCCUCCGGCUUGACAUCUAACAGUAGCGGUGCUACAAGUGUUCUCGGUCAUUGUGGCGGAAACUGUAUCGGUGCUUCAAGCGGGGGCACUGGUGGUGUGCUUCGUCUUGCAGAUGUGGUCGAGGCAUUGCGUAUAGUACAGCAACAGACCUCAGCCUCGGCUUGCCAAAUGACGAGCCCUGCAACUACACCCGUUACGUCUUCCGCAAUGGCUAGUCAAACUUCGAUUAAUUCAAGUAUCUCCGGAACGACUAACUUACUUAGCUCUCCUGGUGUCGUGACCGGACAAAGUGCGGCUGGUCCAGGUACACUGGUCUCUGUCGGAGUUGGCUCGACUACCGCCGGCCUCAGCAACAUACCAACAUUAUCUUCAACUGGGCAGCAACAACAUCAACAACUUGGAUCAUCGAGUUCGAGCUCUUCUCCCAAUACCGUUCAGGUAUUUGGUUCAGGGCCACAUUUGCCCGCGAAUCUAGUUAGCCUAGUGGCUAACCUUGCUGCAUCGGGCAACCCAGUCGCUCUAGCAGCUGCUGCGGCCCUAAUGUCUAACAGCAGUAGCAACAGUAGCAUAACUGGUGGCCUUGGUAACAAUGCAUCUCCUGUCCAUAGUUCAUCCUCUUCUCUGCAGUCAGGUGGACAUAGUCAGGUGGCCGCUGUGAGCACGGCUACUUUGCCUGCUAGUCUGCUAGGCCAUUUAGCCUCAAAAUUUCCAUUAAUUGCCACAUCGGUAAGUGGAAACGGCACCUCUUUCCUCACUAGUCCCAUAAAUUCGACAACUGCCACCGGCUCCAGCAAUGGUAUAGGAAGUGUCAGUGGUAAUAGCACUGCUGCCACUAUCACUUUCACUACGGCUAACAAUGGCGGCAACAGUAACGCAUCAAGCGGCCAUCCAGGAGAACUGCUGACCCCACCGACUUCCUCUUCAUCCGCAACCGGUCUCAACGGUCUGGCGUUGGCUAGUGCCCAAGGACUUAUGUUCGCCAACUCCCGGACCUCACAGGUGACUGGACAACCGCGUGUUACCUCUCAGUCACAUUCACUUGCCUCCACUGGAUCCGUCAGCUCAAGUAUGCCAUCUACUUCUUUUUCGAUGCGGCUUAAUUCUACUGAUUGCCGUUUGGAUGAGAGUGCUUCAUCCUUAUCCACAACUGCGAUUGCUAGCAUUAAAGGCUGCAUUCAGACAGUACCAGGCUCGUCAGCCUUGAAUGAGCCCUCGAGUGAUGCAAGCACCACCGUAAACUCAAAUACUGAUUCAGCCACAGCUGCCGCUGCUACAGUCGCUCUCGCAUCGAGCAUUGAGCAAGCGCUCGAUAUGACGGUAGGUUUGUGUCAGUUAGUCGCAAAACGAGCAUAUCAAAUAAUCAGUAUGUAA